Messenger RNA from Sinocyclocheilus rhinocerous, 1591 nucleotides. Its product is annotated as nucleolar protein 56-like. NCBI's taxonomy places the organism in Eukaryota, Metazoa, Chordata, Actinopteri, Cypriniformes, Cyprinidae. Gene Ontology annotation, molecular function: snoRNA binding. The coding region runs from base 104 to 1591 and encodes 495 amino acids. The record is from RefSeq and is a predicted model, not a curated record. The transcript has 11 exons. Gene Ontology annotation, cellular component: box C/D methylation guide snoRNP complex; small-subunit processome.
UCAUGUGGGUUUUCGUACUUGAGCGCAAGCGGAUUUCUCUCCUCUUCAAGUGAUUCGAAGGAACGGAACGCUCCCUCGUGCGUGGCGCACGAGAUCAGUAAACAUGGUGCUUUUACACGUGUUGUUCGAGCAUGCAGCUGGAUAUGCGUUAUUCGCUGUUAAAGAAGUGGAGGACAUUGGAAUGCUUCUACCUCAGGUGGAGCAAAGUGUCCUAAACCUUGGCAAAUUCAGUAGCGUGAUCAAACUGAGUGCAUUCUUCCCCUUUAAAUCCGCCCAGGGUGCACUGGAAAACAUCAAUGCCGUCUCAGAAGGAGUUGUCCAUGCGGAUCUCAAGUUGUUCUUGGAGACCAACCUUCCGUCCGGAGGUAAAAAGAAGGCAAUGUUGGGGGUUUCAGAUGCUAAACUUGGGGCGGCGCUUCAAGAAGAGCUCAAUCUGUCCAUUCAGACUGGAGGCGCUGUAGCUGAAAUCAUAAGAGGUGUGCGUCUGCACUUCCAUUCCCUGGUCAAGGGACUCACCGCUCAGGCUGCGUCCAAAGCUCAGCUAGGUUUGGGUCACAGCUACUCCAGAGCCAAAGUCAAGUUCAAUGUCAACAGGGCAGACAACAUGAUCAUCCAGUCCAUCGCCCUCCUCGAUCAGCUGGACAAAGACAUCAACACGUUCUCCAUGCGUGUGCGUGAAUGGUACGGCUACCACUUCCCAGAACUGAUAAAGAUAGUGAACGAUAACAGUAUGUACUGUAAGCUGGCCAAGUUGAUCGGGAACAGGAAGGAACUGACUGAGGAGAUGCUGGAAGCUAUAGAGGAGAUCACAAUGGACAGUGGCAAAGCUCAAGCUAUCCUCGAUGCGUCCCGCAGCUCUAUGGGUAUGGAUAUCUCUCCUAUUGACUUGAUCAACAUUGAGAGUUUCUCCUGCCGUGUAGUGUCUCUCACAACGUACAGACAGGGACUGCAAGAGUAUUUGCGGUCUAAAAUGGGCCAGGUGGCGCCAAAUCUUGCGGCUCUCAUUGGUGAAGUGGUUGGUGCUCGUCUAAUUUCUCACGCCGGCAGUCUGACAAACCUAGCCAAAUAUCCGGCCUCCACCGUGCAGAUUCUGGGUGCAGAGAAGGCCCUGUUCAGGGCGCUGAAGACCAGAGGAAACACGCCAAAGUACGGUCUCAUUUUCCAUUCAACGUUCAUCGGGCGUGCAGCUGCCAAGAACAAGGGUCGUAUCUCUCGUUACCUGGCCAACAAGUGUACCAUUGCAUCACGCAUUGACUGCUUUUCUGAGGUUCCCACCAGUGUGUACGGUGACAAGCUGCGUGACCAGGUCGAAGAACGUCUGGCAUUCUAUGAGACAGGAGACGCGCCACGUAAGAACCUGGAUGUCAUGAAAGAAGCUGUUGCACAGGCUAGUGAGGUAGCUGCCGAAAUCAAGCGCAAGCUCGAAAAGAAGGAAAAGAAGAAAAAGAAGCGCGAGAAGAGGAAACUAGAAGCGCUCUCCACAGCUGAAGGAGAUGACGAGGAAAAAGCCAACGGCGAGGCUGAGGUACAUGUGAGUAACACUUCAUCUGUGGUGUUUAGCACAGGGGUUUCAACCUGGGGAGGUCUGUAA